AUGGGAGUCACGGAGCCAUACGUCACUCUCAGUCAUUGCUGGGGCGAUGCCUCCAGGCAGGUUACCUUAACGUCGGAGAAUCAAUCUCGGCUCCAACGAGGCGCCCCUAUCUCAGAGCUGCCGGCCACAUUUCGCGAGGCUGCAGACGUCACCCGUUACCUCGGUUACCGGUACAUCUGGAUCGACUCCCUAUGCAUCAUCAAGAGCGGAGAAGGGGCUGCCGAGGACUGGGCUCGUGAAGUCCGAACCAUGGCCUCGGUCUACCGAAACUGCGUCCUUAACCUGGCCGCCUCGGAUGCGCAAAGCUCGGCCGAUGGCAUGUUUCGGCGGGGGUCCCCUGAUGUAGUUAGGCCACUCUGCGCCGACAUACCGGUUCCGAUCUUGGAGGGGACGGCGGAUUGCGCUGGCGAGUCUCAGCAGAUUGUCGGCCGCAUGUAUAAGCGAGCCUGGGUCUGCCAGGAACGCCUCCUCUCGGUACGGAAGGUCCACUUCACGCGCAGAGAGAUUCUCUGGGAGUGCUGGAGUCCCCUCGCGUCCGAGUCAUUCCUGUCUGGUAUCGACAAGGAGCAUACUCUCGUUCAGACGCACCGCACGGCCUUCGCCUACGACCCUGGCGAGCCCGGCGAGAGCGCGCUCAACUGCAUGGAGUCAAACUGCACACCGUUGCUAAAGAGUCCGCCGGGGACGUGGACAGCCCAUGACCGAGCGGCGCAGACGCAGCUAUGCUUUAAACAGUGCUACAUGUUCCUCGCUCGCGUCCCGGCCCCGGAGCUGGCGAAGAACCACAUCGUCACGGAGGUCGUUGACGUGCAUGCGGAUCUGUCUGACUCCCAGAACCCUUAUGGCAGAGUAACGGCAGGUUAUAUGGUGCUCCGCGGCCCACUCGCACCGAUACCUGUCGUAACCUGUUCCGUGGUGCCCGGCGUGUCCAAGUGGGUCUGCAUCAGAGGCCUUGCCAGCGCGUAUCACAUCCUCUACUUCGAUGCAGCACUACUAGAAGCGGUGUGGAAGCGACAUGUUGAUAGUUCUGUCAAUCUCAUGCCUAUCGCCUGGCGGAACUCGCCGACCAUGGGGCCCACGAACCCGCUGGGAAUGCAAGAAUACGGACUCAUUCUUCUGCACAACGAUGAUGGCAUCUAUCGCCGUAUAGGCAUCUUCCAUGGGUCAGUCCUGUCGGACUCUGCCCAGAGUGAGGAGUGGGGCGGUUGGCCAACACCCAAUUGGAGGUAUCCAGAGAGGCUGGUUCGCGAAUGGUACGGCCCAUCCUCGGUGUUCUACUUCAUCGGGCGAAUGGAAAAGCGUGGCACACAGCAGCAGCAGCAGCAAUGGCAGUCAGGGCCGGAGCCAGAGCUUGAGGGGGACGACGACACCAGGAUCGUCGACGAAGCGGCAUUUCGCGAGCACUAUCGGUCUCUCUGCUUAGACCCGCCGCCGGGGUGCUUCCGCAAGCCCAGCGCGCUCGUCGACAUCAUGGUCGCCCUUUGCAUGCAAUAUGGCAUGGCCUUUCUCCCUUACCACGAGACACCCGUGCCGGCUAAUGGUAAUAGUGGUAAUGGUGGUGGUGGGGAGAGCGGGGAGAGCGAGGACGCCAGCAGCGCCGACGACGGCACUCUUGCCGGCUGGCGGCACUACCAGCGCUGCCGAGCCCUGGUUGAGGCCGAGAUGGAGCGCCCGACGCUGUCGACGGUGCAGUGUCUCUCCUUCUGCGUCCUCUAUCUCCGCUGUGCCAGCUUCCAGAACACGGCGCACCAUCUGCUUGCCCUAGCGGUGCGCAUCGCCUGCACGCUCGGCUUGUGCCGGGAGUUGCCCCCGCACAUGGACAUACUGCGGCCGGAGAAGGAGCUGCGGAAGCGCCUCUGGUGGACGAUCUACCUCACCGAGGCCGAGACGUGCAUGAAGCUCGGCCGUCCGUGGAGCACCGCCGACGGUCAGAUGUCGUGCAGCCUGCCGGUCGACGAUCACGCACUGGCGCUGCGGAGCGGCGGCUCCCACACGGCUUCCAUCACCGUCGACGGCACCACCGUGACCUGGCUGACCUAUACGCUUCAGAACGCAAAGUUGGUUCUGGCGGCGCGGGACGUUACAUAUGACGAUGGUGCUGCCGCACUCGAAACCGUGGCGGCCGACGCGCUUCGCUGUGGCAUGGACGGACCCGGCGGGCUGGCGGCGUGGCUGCGAGAUGUGCCAACGGCCAUGAAGAUGCAAUGCCUCGGAAAUGGCCUCCCUUUCUCGACUGACCUGAGCCGUCUCGACAUCGCGAUGUUUGCGCCCGCAUGGUUGCAGCGCCAGCGGCUGUUCCUCGAGCUCCUUUACCACACGUUCAUGAUCAACUUACAUCGGCCCUUCAUCGCCUUUCCCGCUGCUUCUAAGUCAGCGUCGUCAUCUUCGGCACCCACCCCCGGCCCGCUGGCCAUAGCCCACGCUACGACGGCGGCCUGCCACUGCAUCGUCAUCACCGCCAUUCUCCGCCAGAUCCUCACCGAGACGGACCUUCUCAGGGGUUGGUACGAAGCCUUCCAACAGCAGUGGAACGCUGCCACCACCAUGAUUGGUUUCCUGCUGGUGUCUCCCAAGAGUCCCGUCCCGUCGGGCCGCGGGCGUUGCCUGGGCCCAUCUAGCACCUCAUUCAGCGUGAAGCAGUAUAUACACAUCCACGCCAAAUAUAUCACAAGUAAAGCCAUAGUUGUCGAAACGAGUCGAGAAGUCAAAAUUACAGAUCUUCCGGAACGCGCAGAGAAUCGGCCAACCCAGCGCCAAGGCAGGAACUUAGCCUACGCGACAUGGCCACAGCCGCCGUUUGAAAGCGCAGCUCCGGGUGGGCCCCCGAGUCCUGUGAGCCCGGGCUGGGCUGAAUCCCCAACUGGACGUGAGGCAAGCCGUCCUCAAGUGACGCCAUCUAGCAGUGAACCUCUACGUUUCGAGAGGCCAAACGAAUCAUCCCACCUGAAAGAUCUGCCGUUUGCUGCGCGUCUGGCAGCGGCUGGAAAGAUCCACGUCUACGCUAAGACGAGGAGUCCACGAGACUACAACAUCUACCUCAGCUCCCUCCAAAGGAUGGUGAUAUGCCAGCUGCAAAAGGAACUGGCUGAGGUGGUGCGCAAGAUAUAUGCCAGCACGUGGGCCGAUAAGGACUCCAUGGAUAAGGCAAAGCAGCUUUUAACAGACUAUACCAACGCCAUCCGUGACUACGACUUCAUGACCGAGAAGUUGAAGCAAUCGGUUGAACACGGCGAGCAGGAUCCCUUUCAGAUCUCCACCACCCGCACCCUAGAGGCGCUUCUAAUGGACGAUGCCGGGUUGAUCCCGAAGGCCCAACCACCGAGCCCGCCAGAGGACCGUGCGGCGUACGAAAGGCGCCAGAACAUCCUCCCAGGGGUCUCGCGCUCAGAACACCAGCAAGCAUCCGACCUCGUCAGGUUUCUAGAACGUUUAGGGAUGGGGCUCGGGGGUGGCGUUGCCUUGAUCGUACCAAUGCUUGUCAUGGUGCUGCGCGACGAUGUUUUGACGCAGCUUCUCACCACCACGGUAGCGACGAUGCUUUUCGCUGCCUCCGUGGCCGCGUACGCGGCGGUUUUGGUCGUGUUUAUCGGGGCGAGUUCGUGA
Messenger RNA from Chaetomium strumarium, 3603 nucleotides. Its product is annotated as heterokaryon incompatibility protein-domain-containing protein. The record is from RefSeq and is a predicted model, not a curated record. The transcript is spliced from 11 exons. Gene Ontology annotation, molecular function: zinc ion binding; DNA binding. Bases 1 to 3603 code for a protein of 1200 amino acids. Gene Ontology annotation, biological process: DNA-templated transcription. NCBI's taxonomy places the organism in Eukaryota, Fungi, Ascomycota, Sordariomycetes, Sordariales, Chaetomiaceae.